Messenger RNA from Cicer arietinum (chickpea), 4754 nucleotides. The record is from RefSeq and is a predicted model, not a curated record. Lineage: Eukaryota; Viridiplantae; Streptophyta; Magnoliopsida; Fabales; Fabaceae.
UUUUUUACAAUUCCGUUAGUUCUUGCUAGAAACAAGUUUUAAAAACGAGAAAAAAAUAAAAACAUAAAAAAUGGAAGAGUGGUGUUUAGCAGUGCCCGGUGUGAGUGUGGCGUUGCGCGGUUUCAUCACAGCAAGUUCGGCCGCGGGCGAUUCUAUCCAAACUCCAAAGCGAACAACAACAACACAUUUGUUCCUUCUGUUUCCUCUUGAAACCUACCAUAUACAUAGCACACAUACAUAUAUAUAUAUACGCAGCGAAUUUAGGUUUGGCAGAAGCAGAAAUGGCAUCGGUGGCGGAGCGUGCGCUUAAUAUACAGCCUCCUAAGAUUAAGCUGAAGGCUCGUCGAUUGAGAGGUCACGAAGACAGCACUAACUGCUGCAUUGCCUCAUCUCAAAACCCUCGUAUCAUCGUCACUUCCGGCGAGGAUGGUCGUGUUUGCUGGUUUGAUUUGCGAUGCAAUGAUGAGCCACGACUCGCUAUGGAUGUUAGCGAGGAGCCCAUUCUUUCCUUGUGUUUCAACUCAGGGAAUGAAGAUAAUAUAUAUGUUUCCUCGGGAAAGGAAAUCAAGUGUUUUGAUGUGCGCCUGGCCACUACCAAAUGGGAGCCUCUGGAGAAUUAUAAUUAUAACAAGGAGGAGAUAAACAAGGUUACAUGCAACUCAAAGUCCUCAUUUCUUGCUGCAGCAGAUGAUAGUGGCGAGGUGAAGAUAAUUGACAUAAGGCAGCAUUGUCUUUACAAAACAUUACGAGCAGAAGCUGGUCAUACAAGUAUAUGUAGCACUGUGGAAUUCCUUCCUUGGAAAUCUUGGGAAGUAAUUAGUGGAGGUCUCGAUUCAACACUUGUGCUGUGGGAAUUCUCCAAAGCGCGCCCCUACAAAGUAGUGAAUUUCGGUAAUGUGAGUAAUAGCGGAGCUGGGCAGUGUUUCAAUCCUUCCUUGAUUCAUGCAAUAGCUGUCCCAGAAAUUGACAUGGUAGAUAAAUUGGGCAAGAUAUGUGCUGUUGCAGGGGGUGGAGUUAUUAAUGUGAUUGAUAUUGAAUCAGAAAUUGCUGCUGUAAGGUCAAAAGGCUCUUCAAAUACGCGAAAAGGAUCACAGUCAAAAUUAAAAGAUGGUAGUUCAACUAGCAAUACAGAUGAAGAUCAUAGUGUAAAAAAGAGGUUGCAUUUUGAUUACACUAUAGGCGGCCAUACUUCAGCUGUUUCUAGCCUGACAUUUUCGAUGUUCGGGGAAAGAGGGAAAUUCUUAAUAUCUGGAGGAAAUGAUAAAUUGGUGAAGGUUUGGAAUUGGUCCAGUUAUACUGAUGCUGGGUCAAGUGACGGCAACAAUGAUGUCCUACAUUUGAACAUCGGUGUACCUCAAAAGGUCAAUUGGCUAUGUACCACCACAGCUGAUACAGACAACCUUGUUGUGUGUGACACAUCUAAAACUGUAAAGGUCUAUUCUUUAACAUAUAAAACUGUGAACUUGAAACAGGCACAUAUUGAGAAUCAAUAUUAUACUAUUGAACCAAAAAUGAUGCCAUCUGGUGCUUCCCUCUGCAACAUUUGCGGGGAACAACUAGUCCUUAGUGACAAUGGAGAAAUGUUUGUGGCUUGUCAUGACUGUAAUUACCCUAUUUGUAAGCCUUGUUUUGAACAUGAAAUCAAUGAGGGACAUAGUCUCUGCUUGAAGUGUGGCACUCCUUAUCAAGGGAGGACAAAUGAUGAAGGUGAUGAUGUCGAUGUCGAUGACGAUGAUGGCAUCAAGGUUCAUGAAAAUCCAUCUAUAGUGGCUUCCCAGAUCGAUAACUCUGAGGAUGUUGGACUCCAUGCUAGACAUGUCAGUACAGUGUCCACAGUUGAUAAUGAAGUAAAUGAAGAUUCUGGGAAUUCCACAUGGAAAAAAAGAAUGGAAAGCUGGAAAGGAAAGGGGAAGGGGAAGGGGAAGGAUAAAAAGAACAAGAAGAAAAAGGCUGCACCUAAGGCUGAAAAUGAGGAUACAGUUCCAUCAGAGCAACAGAUGGAAGAAAUAAAGUCUACAGAGGCUGCUGCUCAGCCACUUUCAGUAGUUAUGCCAAUAACAAAAUCCAAACUUGCGCCAUACAGAACCGUGAUAAUCAUGCGGCUAAUAAUCUUGGGUCUUUUCUUCCAUUAUCGAGUUACGAAUCCUGUUGAUAGUGCUUUUCCUCUGUGGUUGACAUCUAUUAUAUGUGAGAUUUGGUUUGCAUUUUCCUGGGUGUUAGAUCAGUUCCCUAAAUGGUCUCCAGUUAAUAGACACACUUUUAUUGAGAACCUCUCUGCAAGGUUUGAAAGAGAGGGUGAACCCUCUGGACUUGCUGCUGUUGAUUUCUUUGUCAGUACUGUCGAUCCUUUGAAAGAACCGCCAUUGAUUACAGCUAAUACAGUGCUCUCUAUCCUUGCAGUCGACUAUCCAGUCGAUAAAGUAUCUUGUUAUGUGUCAGAUGAUGGUGCAGCAAUGCUCACAUUUGAAUCUCUUGUGGAGACUGCUGAAUUUGCAAGGAAGUGGGUGCCAUUUUGCAAAAAGUUUUCAAUUGAACCAAGAGCCCCUGAAUUUUACUUUUCACAAAAGAUUGAUUACCUUAAGGACAAAGUUCAACCUUCUUUUGUGAAGGAACGUAGAGCAAUGAAGAGAGACUAUGAAGAGUAUAAAGUACGAGUUAAUGCUAUGGUAUCUAAGGCUCAGAAAACACCAGAAGAAGGAUGGAGUAUGCAAGAUGGAACGCCUUGGCCUGGAAAUAAUUCACGUGAUCACCCAGGAAUGAUUCAGGUUUUCCUCGGACAUACUGGUGCUCGUGAUAUUGAAGGAAAUGAACUUCCUAGGCUGGUUUAUGUUUCUAGAGAGAAAAGACCAGGAUACCAACACCACAAGAAAGCGGGUGCUGAAAAUGCCCUGGUGAGGGUAUCUGCAGUUCUCACAAAUGCUCCCUUCAUUCUCAAUCUUGAUUGUGAUCAUUACGUUAACAACAGCAAGGCUGUUCGAGAAGCAAUGUGUUUUCUCAUGGAUCCAGAAGUUGGUAGAGAUGUGUGUUAUGUACAGUUCCCCCAAAGAUUUGAUGGUAUUGAUCGUAGUGAUCGGUAUGCCAACCGCAAUACAGUUUUCUUUGAUGUAAACAUGAGAGGACUUGAUGGCAUUCAAGGACCAAUGUACGUAGGGACUGGAUGUGUUUUCAAUAGACAAGCACUUUAUGGCUAUAGCCCACCUUCUAUGCCCAAUUUACCAAGUUCUUCAUGCUGUUGCUGCCCCUCAAAGUCCUCCAAAGACGUGCUGCGGGUUUCUAGAGAUGCAAUGCGGGCAGAACUUGAUGCUGCCAUUUGUAAUCUCAGGGAGAUUGACAAUUAUGAUGAGAAUGAGAGGUCAAUGCUGAUUUCACAAAUGAGCUUUGAAAAAACUUUUGGCUUGUCUACUGUUUUCAUUGAAUCUACAUUAACGGAUAAUGGUGGAGGGGUACCAGAAUCUGCAGAUCCUUCAAUGCUGAUCAAGGAGGCCAUUCAUGUAAUUAGCUGUGGAUAUGAAGAAAAGACUGAAUGGGGAAAAGAGAUUGGUUGGAUUUAUGGUUCAGUUACUGAGGAUAUCUUAACAGGGUUCAAGAUGCAGUGCCGAGGAUGGAGAUCACUCUACUGCAUGCCCUUAAGGCCUGCAUUCAAAGGGUCAGCGCCUAUCAACCUGUCUGAUCGAUUGCACCAAGUCCUUCGAUGGGCGCUUGGAUCGGUUGAAAUUUUCUUAAGUAGACAUUGUCCCCUUUGGUAUGCAAUUGGAGGAGGCCGUCUGAAAUGGCUGCAGAGAUUGGCUUAUAUAAACACCAUUGUCUACCCUUUUACUUCCCUUCCUCUAGUUGCUUAUUGUACUUUGCCAGCAAUUUGCCUUCUCACAGGAAAAUUUAUCAUACCGACGCUUUCCAACCUUGCAAGUGUUCUCUUUCUUGCACUUUUCCUCUCAAUUAUUGCAACAAGUGUGCUUGAGCUGCGUUGGAGUGGCGUUCGUAUCGAAGAUUUGUGGCGUAAUGAGCAGUUUUGGGUGAUUGGAGGUGUUUCAGCUCAUCUGUUUGCUGUGUUCCAAGGAUUUCUGAAGAUGUUGGCUGGUGUUGAUACCAACUUCACUGUCACUGCAAAGGCUGCUGAGGACUCCGAGUUUGGUGAACUUUAUAUCAUCAAGUGGACUACUCUCUUGAUUCCACCAACAACCCUUAUCAUUGUUAACAUGGUUGGUGUUGUUGCUGGAUUUUCUGAUGCACUUAAUGGUGGAUACGAGUCUUGGGGACCUCUCUUUGGGAAGGUUUUCUUUGCCUUCUGGGUGAUUUUUCAUCUCUAUCCAUUUCUCAAGGGCCUCAUGGGUCGCCAAAACCGAACUCCUACCAUUGUUGUUCUCUGGUCGAUUUUGUUAGCCUCUGUCUUCUCUCUUAUUUGGGUCAAGAUAGAUCCAUUCGUGAACAAAAUUGACAGUGAGACCAUCGCUGAUACUUGUGUUUCUAUAGAUUGUUAAGUCACUUGACGGAUGCUAGUUUUUGAAAAUAUACGUAAAAGACAUUACCAUAAGGAUUAGUUCUUGGUUGAAAUGUGUAACCAUAUUUAUAUAAGAUUGGAAAUAUACAUGUUUUGGUCAAACUUCCUCUUCAAAGUACGUAACAUAUUGGCCUAGAAGUGCAAUAAUGGUACAAUGUAAAAAAAAUUGCACAGCCAAAAACUUGAACUGUUAAUCAUGUAUUUAUACUCCUUGACCUAUUAAAAAUUGAAGCAUGUCCAUAAAUUGUUUUAUGAA